This is a messenger RNA of Purpureocillium takamizusanense, 2987 nucleotides long. RefSeq lists its product as uncharacterized. The record is from RefSeq and is a predicted model, not a curated record. Lineage: Eukaryota; Fungi; Ascomycota; Sordariomycetes; Hypocreales; Ophiocordycipitaceae. The transcript has 2 exons. The coding region runs from base 885 to 2741 and encodes 618 amino acids.
CCUUGGUCAUCGACGACUACUCAACCUACCACUUCCAAACGACACCACUGCCUUCCGCCCCGGCCCUUCAAAGCCUCGCCUAACAAUCCCGCCGCCCUAUUUCGAACAAUCCACGCCCUUCGCACCUCGCAGACACCCGCAUUGACCCGAGUUCCAACCCUUGCCUAGAAUCAUCGUCCUUGCUUCGACGUCCUCCCACACCGUUGCCAAAAGGACAUCCCUCGAACCUCUCGCGACGUGCCUCGACACACCGUCUGCCGCAAACAACUCUCCUACAACUGCUGCCUCGCUCUGCAUCGUCCAGAACCUGUCCAAAAACGCCUCAUCGUUGGCCUCGACUGCCACUCUAUCAGCAUAUCCGCUGCGCGCCACCCGAGUUCAGCGAGGCCGCCGUCGUCCCUGUCACCCCACGACUCACGACUUUGGCGCCGCGUUGACUGAUCGUCGCAUCAUCAAACCUUCCCUCCUCCGUACAAUAUUAUCACCCCUUUGAGUCGACUUCCGGCCAUCUCCUUCAAUCACUCCGCCGCCCCCUUUUAACAGCCGAAGCAAUUCGCAGGCGGCGGUACUGCCGCAGUGACUCUCACGAACGAGGCGGGGGAGGGUGGACCUCGUGAACCGACCUCCCAGGGAUUCGGGUGUCAUCGCGCAACAAAGGCCGCGAAGCCUCCUGUCCUUGAGACGCCCGCCCGAGCCCGACGCUUACAUGGGGGGCGGUGUCUGAACGGUGCCUUCGAUCCUGCGUCAAGCGCCAGUCUCCUGCAGUCGCCUCGCCGGACUGCCACGCUCGUUACAUCGCCAGGAAAUUCGCACACCACCUGUCACUCUCGCACCACUUGCGCUGGUAUCUUCGCCGAUCGAUCGUGACCGCCACUGCGUCUGGGAUGGAUCCGCGAUUUCCAGUCUCUCGCGAAGAACUUUACAACCUGCAAAUGGAAGUGAAGCAAGUCCAGUACACGCAGACCAACCAUGCAGAGCGGAUACUGCGACUCGAGAAGCGAAAUGCGGACGACUCGGCGUUGAAGUCGGUGUGGAACUCGCCAUUUCCCGGCGUGCUUGGAGGUACUCCUCAGCAAGGGCCCGUGCAAAUCCCGCACAAUGACAUGUUUGAGGACCUGGACGAGCAAGGCGAGCAGCUGCUCGGCUCCCUGCACCUGGGCCCCGCGGAGGAGGAGCCUGUCCGGCGCGGCGCGGCCUCGCGGGCAAAUAGUGUUCGUUUCGACGAGAGCGCCCUCCACGGCUCGAGCUGGGGCGGGCAGAGCAACCGGCACUCGGGCGAAUUUGGACCCAUUCGUCCAGGUAGCGGCCUCAUGAUGGAGCGCACCCUUUCCCACAAGUCAGACGGCAGGCACAGCUCAGCGGGACAUUCAGUGCAUUCCCAUCAUUCUGUUGCCUCGGGCCGUGCGAGCAGUCUCGGCCUGGACAUCAACCUGGACGACGACGACGACUCUUCAUUUGAUAUCCCCGCGCCGCCAGUGUCGCUCUAUGUCCUGGGAACCGUCCCGUCCAUCAUUCGCUGCUGGCUGACGACCCACUACGCGCACGACACUCUGCUGUAUGCCGAUGUAUGCACGGGGUCGCAAAAGUCAAUUGUCGAUUACUCGCUCUUGAAGGAGUUAGACCUGUUGGACGAAUUGGACCGCGACAUGAACGGCGUCUGUCACGCCAGACUGAACGUUUAUCUAGCUGAAGCAGUCGUCACGCAGCACAACAGCAGGAAUGGCCGGCCCGGAGGCUCGGUCCCAUCCAUGACAGUGCUUUUCGAGGUCGUCGGCAGCGAGAAUGCGACCCAGUCGGCGGAACAGAAGCGAAUCCGCAUCUACAUUGGCAGCGAUGCCCUUCGAGCUCACUCGGCCGACGUCUUACUGUCCCAGAACAAGAUGGCCCUCUACGGGAGCGAGCGCGAUCGCCUGCAGGUGCCAUUCGUGCGCCCGGAAGACGAAAACAUGUUUCGCCACAUCUGCACCGCAAGCAUGGCGCCGGAGAAGCCUAGGCUCAACGCCAACGCCACACCGUUUGUCGCGGGCGACGGCCACCCGGUACCCAGUGAAGCAGUGCGCAACGGCUCGCGCGCGGCGCGUCAAGAAGUGAUUGCGCGCCCGCGGUCCUCGGCGGGUGAUUCCCAUGCCGACCCUCACAAGCCCGUCAUGGCCAGCGGGACAUCUGACGCAGGCGGCGACAGCGACAAGAUAGGACGAGAUGCUGCCGAAGCCACGGACUCGGAACACGGGGGCAAGGAUGGAUCGAACACAUCGGAGACGUCUCGUCGCGAGUCCUCCACGUCGUCAGGAAUUUGGGGAUCCUGGCGGCAAGGCGCUGGCGCCGGACCGGAUGGCUCGCAUCGAGAGGCCGGUCUCCUCAGCGGAUAUCAGCCCGCCGCGCGCAGCAGUCGCAAUAUGAAGGUCCUCAAGUCCCUCAAGUCAAGUUCCACCUCGGCCAGGACCGGGGCUUCAUAUGAGCCCCCUUUGCCCCCCAAGUCCGUCGACGCGCGUCGCAAGGGCCAGGGCAGCAUCAGCAGUGAUGUCGCAAACCCCGCGAACGGGACGGCCCGAUGGGAUGCGAAGCGCACUGUCAACUCUGGCGCAGACGCCAAGAGCCAGGCCAGCAAUCGAGAUUCUAGCCGAAACUCUGCGACGCUGCCAAGAUCAGCGAACCCCGUUGGCGUGGCCUCGGCCUUUUCAUGGAUGACGCCCUCGACAAAGCCGGCGCAGUCAAAGUCUUCGGCGGAAACCGGACAGUGAGCAGGCAUGUGGUUGGCACGCCAGCCGCCGAAGACUAGCUAUGUGCUAUUCACGAUGCGAGCUAUUCAGUCCAGAGCGUCCGCAACGUCGCGCCGCCCGAAUGAAAACAUGUGCAAGUGUUGGCGGUCACUCAAGGCUAUUGGAAUGGCCUGAUACGGAAUGAUCCGAUAGAUGUAGCGGCGCGGGCGACCGCGUCAUGUGCCUGCGUAAUCAAAGUUAUAUACCAAUAUACUUGCUCCAAAGCCC